This is a messenger RNA of Vidua chalybeata, 1777 nucleotides long. It is a transcript of the gene IRX1, whose product is annotated as iroquois homeobox 1. The record is from RefSeq and is a predicted model, not a curated record. Gene Ontology annotation, cellular component: nucleus. The coding region runs from base 28 to 1437 and encodes 469 amino acids. The transcript is spliced from 4 exons. Gene Ontology annotation, molecular function: RNA polymerase II cis-regulatory region sequence-specific DNA binding; DNA-binding transcription factor activity, RNA polymerase II-specific. Lineage: Eukaryota; Metazoa; Chordata; Aves; Passeriformes; Viduidae. Gene Ontology annotation, biological process: regulation of transcription by RNA polymerase II; neuron differentiation; cell development.
CGCCGCCUCUGUGCCCGCGCCCCGGAGAUGUCCUUCCCCCAGCUGGGCUACCCGCAGUAUCUCAGCGCCAGCCAGGCGGUGUACGGGAGCGACCGGCCCGGGGUGCUGGCCGCCGCCGCCGCAGCUGCCGCCGCCGCCGCUGCCGCCUCGGGCCGGCCCGCGGGCGCCGAGCUGGGCAGCGGCUCGGCCGCUGUCACCUCGGUGCUGGGCAUGUACGCCAGCCCCUACAGCGCCCCCAACUACAGCGCCUUCCUGCCCUACACCGCCGACCUCGGCCUCUUCUCCCAAAUGGGCUCCCAGUACGAGCUGAAAGAUAAUCCGGGUGUCCACCCUGCUACCUUUGCUGCCCACACUGCCCCCGCCUAUUAUCCCUACGGACAAUUCCAAUACGGGGACCCGGGGCGGCCCAAAAAUGCCACCCGGGAGAGCACCAGCACCCUCAAGGCCUGGCUCAACGAGCACCGCAAGAACCCCUACCCCACCAAGGGCGAGAAGAUCAUGCUGGCCAUCAUCACCAAGAUGACCCUCACCCAGGUCUCCACCUGGUUCGCCAACGCCCGCCGGCGGCUCAAGAAGGAGAACAAGGUGACCUGGGGCUCCAGGAGUAAGGACCAGGAAGAUGCAAACCUCUUCGGGAGUGACAAUGAGGGGGACCCCGAAAAGAAUGAAGAUGAUGAGGAAAUUGACCUGGAGAGCAUAGAUAUAGAUAAAAUUGAUGAGAAUGAUGGGGAGCAGAGCAACGAGGAAGAGGAGGAGAAGCCCGAGCUCCUGAGACAAAGCAGUGAAGAGGAGCACUUGGAAAAGGAGAAGGAUUUGGCACUGUCAGGGUCUGAAGGGCUGAAACCCAAAGACGCGCUGGCCAUGGUGAAGGAGGCCUCUGACAAUAGCACGAGAAUCAUCAGUCCUGGGGGACCGAACAAUUUACAGAUGCCAUCUCACAGCAAACCCAAGAUUUGGUCUUUGGCAGAGACGGCAACCAGUCCUGAUGGUGCCCUGAAAUCUUCUCCUCCUCCACCCCCUCCUCCCCAGGUUAACCACACUUCUCCUCAGAUUCAGCACCCUGCUUUUCUCCCUAGCCAUGGACUCUACACAUGCCAGAUUGGCAAAUUUCACAACUGGACAAAUGGGGCUUUCCUCACUCAGAGUUCUCUUCUAAAUGUGAGGUCCUUUUUGGGAGUAAAUCACCACCAUGCUGCUCAUCACAAUCACCACCUCCAGGCCCAGCAACAAUCUUCUGUUUUAACAGCAACCCUGGGAGCUCUAAGCAGCGAAAAACCUUCAGAGAGGACCAGUCCCAAGCACAUAGAAAGAGAAAAUGUACCGAGAACUGACUCCCCACCCCAGCCGCUAAAAUCGCCCUUCCAGCCUGUCCGUGACAACUCUUUGGCUCAGCAAGAGGGAACACCGAGAAUUUUAACAGCUCUCCCUUCUGCUUGAUUAAAUGAUUGGGUGAAAAAAAUAUUACAUAGACUGGUAUUAAGGACAGAGAGAGUGAAAAAAAGGAAACGGUAUAAACGACACCCAUCAAUCUCUUUUUGCAAUAAGGUGGUGCAAAUCCAUAAAAGCAUUACACAAAUCUGUAGAUGGAUUCCCUUCCUCAUUGUACCAUUUCAGAUCGUGUUAUUCUAACCAUUCUUGGAUUAUUUGUUUGGUAAAUGUUUCCCAUGUGUUUGUGGUUUUCUUUUUUCUGUAUAUAGAGUGAUUUCAGAUUGUAAAUAACACGUCAGCAAAACUUGUCUAAAUCAUAUAUUUUUGUCUAAUAAACUAAAUGAAAUUA